Hyaena hyaena (striped hyena) is the source of this 2646-nucleotide messenger RNA. It is a transcript of the gene FAM234A, whose product is annotated as family with sequence similarity 234 member A. Gene Ontology annotation, molecular function: protein binding. Lineage: Eukaryota; Metazoa; Chordata; Mammalia; Carnivora; Hyaenidae. The coding region runs from base 127 to 1779 and encodes 550 amino acids. The transcript is spliced from 12 exons. The record is from RefSeq and is a predicted model, not a curated record.
GGCUUCAGUGGCCGUCAGCUCAAGCCCCAGUUUCCCCAAAGACAGGAUUUGCUCCCGGUAGGAAACUUCCCACCCUUCGUUGGCUGCACAUGACCAGGAGUGGCGCUCUGGGAUGUGCACGCAGUGAUGGACAGCAAGGACUUAGAAGCCGAAAUCCACCCCUUGAAGAGUGAAGACAAGAAGUUGCAGGAGAAUCUGGGAAACCAAGCAAAAAAGGAUAACUUGAAAGGCUCGCCUCGGCACCCCCGCCUCUCCCGCUGCCGGACUGUGGCAUUUUUUCUUUCACUGUUUGUCUGCCUUUUUGUGGUGUUCGUGGUUUCGUUCAUCAUCCCCUGUCCGGACCGGCCCGCGUCUCAGGGGGCCUGGAGGAUCCACUACAACGCAGCAGUCACCUAUGACUUCCUGGCUACAGAAGACAUAAACAGGGACAGGAUCCAAGAUGUUCUCUUUCUUUAUAAAAACACCAACAGCAGCAACAACUUCAGCCUGCCCUGCACUGACGAAGGCUUUUCUUCCCCCUGCACCUUUGUGGUCGCAGUGUCGGGGGCCAAUGGCAGCGUGCUCUGGGAGAGGCCCGCAGCCCAGGACGGGGCCCUGGUGCAGUGUGCUGUCCCGCAGCCUCAGGGCAGCAGGACGUCGUCUGCCUGCGUCCUUGCGGGCAGACCCGGUUCCUUCGUCGCUGUGGACUCGUUCACAGGGGAGACCCUGUGGAGCCACCCCAGUAGCUUUGGAAGGAACGCCUCUGUCCUGAGCUCUUUGCUCCGGCUGCCUGAUGUUGAUGCUGACGGGGCCCCAGACUUGCUGGUUCUCACCCAGGAGGAGAAGGAGGUUAGCGGCUACAUCUAUUCAGGCAGCACCGGGCACCAGAUCGGCCACCGAGGCAGCCUCGGUGUGGGUGGGACCAGUGGCUCCCUCCUCCACGUCACCAGGACGGGUGCUCACUACAUCCUUUUCCCCUGCGCAAGCGACCUGUGUGGGCACUCUGUGAAGGGUCUGCAUGAGAAGGUGACCGGGACCGGGAGCCCGCUGAAGAGAGACCCGCUCUGGGAGGGCACGCUCAACGCCACCGCCCACGGGCUGCUCUGGCGCAGCCCCGGAGCCAUCCGCUACCUGAUGGCCGUUCCAGGGAAGGCGGGUGAGGACCUCCUCCUCGUGAGCUCAGAGGCCUGUGUGCUGCUGGAUGGGCAGGACCUGGUGCCCAGGUGGACCCUCAGCGCGGCCCAGGUCCUGAGAAGACCCGUCCUUGGCUACUACAAACCUGACACCUUGGCUGUGGUUAUUGAAAACAGCACCGGCAUUGACAGACAGAUCCUGCUCCUGGACCUCAGCACAGGGGCUGUCCUGUGGAGGCAGGCCCUCCCGGGUGUCCCCGGGGACCCGCAGUCCGCCAGCCUGCCAACCGCAGACCACCGUUCCGCCUUCUUUUUCUGGGGCCUCCAUGAGCUGAUGGGCACCAACCAGACGGAGCCGGGAGACACCCAGCACAGCCUGUACAUGUUCCACCCCACCACGCCUGGCGUCCUGCUGGAGCUGGCCAGUGUCUCGGCCAACAUCGUCGCAUUCCGAGCCGUCCUGUUUGAGCCCAGCCGCCACGCCGCCUACGUCCUCCUGACGGGCCCUGCUCACCCGGAUGGGCCUGGCGUGGUCUCCGUGGCCAAGCACAAGGUGCGCGACCUCGUCCCGGGCAGCAGGGUGGUUCGCCUGGCUGAGGGCGGGCCCGACAGCGACGAGGCUGUCCGGGACCGCUUCUCCCGCCUGCGCUACCGCAGCGGGGCCUAGACGCCUGGCGGCCAGCACGUGCGCAGGAGGCUCCGGCUGCCGAGAUUAAACACCACGGGAAGUCGGUCUUUCGCUCGGUUUGCACACUGACCUGUCUCCUCCCCGUGUGCCCGGGGUUGUGCGUGGAUGAGGGGACCGCCGGGCCUCCCCCUUUCCUGUGCCGUAGGCCCUUGCUCUGCCCCACUGGGGCCGUGCUCAGGGCCAGCUGCCUUCACCGGCGUCUCCCCGGGCUGCCUUGGGCAGAGCCGGGCCCUACGGCACCAGCCUCCCUCGUCCACAUCUGGCUGGAGAGGCCAGGCCUCUGGGAGGAGCUCCGUCCUGAGCAGGCCUCUCCCUCUCCCAUCUGCACCCACCCUGGGGCCUGCAGUGGCCUCGGGGCAACAACUGGGCGCUGAGGCGGUUCCAGCUCCUGGCCUCUCCCAGAGCAAGGGGGGGCUAGACUCCGCUGUGGUUCCCGGACACUGGUCCUGGGGUCCCCUGUGACGGGCCCAUGAGGAAGGGGCUGCCUUGGGGCUGCUCCAUGAGGCUGGCCUGCUGCUCGCGGAGGUGCCGAGGGGCAUCUUUAUCCCUGUGCUGCCUGUGCUGUGAAUGUUCUGAGGAACCGGCCGGAAGGCCCACGUUGGGGUCAGUUUUUGUGCCCCUCAGUACACACUGGAGCUGCCUGUCCCUCAGGGGUCCCCACACCCCGGCUGGUGCCUGGCGGCCUCCUGGUGCUCAGCCGUCCCUGGCCAUCAGCAUCACCUGAUGCGGGACUCACCUCUGUGCCUUGCUGUGCCCCAGACCCGUUGCGGUGCCGUGUGGGGCUCGCUGUUCCCCGAUGACCCCGAGUACCACCAGAAGAAGCCAGAAUAAAUGGUUUGCACUGUC